Molecule: messenger RNA, 3096 nt
Organism: Saccoglossus kowalevskii
Lineage: Eukaryota; Metazoa; Hemichordata; Enteropneusta; Harrimaniidae
Molecular function (GO): nucleic acid binding; zinc ion binding
Source: RefSeq, a predicted model, not a curated record
AUGAAAGUACUUGUUGGUAAGCUUCCAUACUAUCUUCACGGGAAAUGGAGAAGCCGAGUAUAUGAUGCUAGGCAGAAUGGGAAGCCAGUCACUUUCAAAAAAUUGGUGGACUUUGUGAAAGCCGAAUCUGAACAGGCAAACGACCCAUUAUAUGGAAGGAAGGCUUUGCACGAUGAAAGCAAUUCAGGUAAAGGCUCAAAGAUACGGACACAAUCUAAGAAAACAAGGGGAAGCUUUGCAACAGAUGUCACAAAUGUUAAACCAGAGACCAAAGCUGAAUGCGGUGGACCAAUUCAAGGUGGUUCAGUAGGAGACCAAGCUCAGAAUGAGACAAGAGUCACUGGCCAGUACACUAAGAUACAUGUAGCAUUUGAGAAACCGUGUGCUUAUUGCAAAAGUGCCAGUCAUAGUAUGGAAAAAUGCGAUAACUUGACAAAAGAAUCUCGUGAUGUCAAGUUAAAUUUCUUAAGAAAUAAAGGAGUUUGUUUUGGCUGUUUAAAGCCAGGACAUCAAAGCAAGAAUUGUCGCUCUAAGGCAGUAUGCAUACAGUGUAAAGGACAUCACCCCACUAUCUUACAUGAUGAUAAUUACAGACGGAGUUGUCAACAAACAGAAGACGUAUCGCCAAAUAAAUAUGGCAACCAGAAAGCCACCACCGCAUGUGUAAAUGUGAACAAAGAAUUGAGUGGUCAAACAGGGGCCGGUAACAGUGAGUGUACUAUGGCAAUAAUCCCAGUAUUGGUAAAGGCUAAGAAUAGUGGUAUAGCCUUGGAAACAUAUGCUUUCCUUGACCCGGGCAGUAGUGUAUCCUUUUGCACUGAAGACAUAAUGCGAAAAUUGGGAGUAAAUGGUGAUAGAGCAAAGAUUACUCUUGACACAAUGGGUGUCCCUCAUACUAUGAGCACCUAUAUUCUCAAAGGCCUUGAAGUGAGUGAUUUAGAUGGUGAAAACACAGUGAAGCUACCAAAAGUCUACACUAAACACAAAAUGCCUGUUUCGCGCCACCACAUGCCUACUACAGAAGAUGUUACUAAAUGGCCACAUAUGUGUGCCCUGGAUCUGCCUAAGGUGAACGCGGAUGUGGGAUUACUUAUUGGAAAUGGAGUACCCGAUGCAUAUACUCCACUAGAAAUAUUGACAGGACCACGUGGGAGUCCUCAUGCUUCAAGAACUCUCUUGGGAUGGGUGGCAUGGAAUGUUGUCCGUGGUGAAGGUGACAAUAAGAUUGACACAGUUCAAAAUAGUUUGACUGUCAAUAAAGCUGAAAUCAUUGCCAUACAAGAGAUAGAGGAACUAAGGCAGUUAGAUAUAUUGGUCAGAAGCUCUAUCAUCAUGGACUUUCCAGAACACUCUAUCAACGAUAGGAGAGAACACUCUCAAGAGGACAAAGCGUUUAUUGAGAAAGUAGAUAGCUCUAUGCGCUAUGUGGAUGGACACUAUGAGAUUGGUUUGCCAUUUCGUAAGGACGAUGCAAGGCUACCUAAUAAUAAAGACUAUGCCAUGCAGAGACUUAAAGGACUUGAAAGGAGAAUAAGGAAAGAACCCAAGUUUCAUGCUGACUACACAAAGUUUAUGUCGGAUAUUAUUCAAAAGCAUUAUGCUGUUCAGGUUCCGCAGGAGGUGCUUGAUAGAGAUGACGGUAGAGUCUGGUAUAUACCUCACCAUGGGGUAUACCACCCUAUGAAACCAUACAAGAUACGAGUAGUCAUCGAUUGUUCUGCGAAAUGGUGCGGUGUAUCCUUAAACGACUUGUUACUACAAGGACCUGAUCUGACUAACAACCUAUUUGGUGUUCUUUUGCGGUUCAGGCAAGAACCAGUAGCUCUUAUGGCAGACGUAGAGGCUAUGUUUCAUCAAGUAAAGGUCCCAAUACAUGACAGCGACUGUCUGCGUUUUUAUUGGUGGCCAAAUGGCGAACUUGAUAGAAAACCUGAAGUAUAUAAAAUGAUGGUUCAUUUAUUUGGUGCAGUAUCGUCACCAAGCUGUUCGAAUACAGCGCUACGCAAGACUGCUACAGCUAAUAAGGAUGAAUUCAAGCCGGAAAUCAUUGAUACUGUUCUAAAGAACUUUUACGUAGAUGACUGCCUCAAAUCCUGUGAUACCGAGACUAAGGCAAUAUCCGUUGUACAAGACCUGAUAAGUAUCUGCCACAAAGGAGGAUUCAACUUAACCAAGUGGAUUACCAACAGUCAUACGGUCUUGAAAUCAAUUCCUGUAGACAGUCAAGCUAAAAAUGUGAAGCAGUUGAAUUUGAGUUACGAUGAUCUCCCCACCCAGCGUGCUCUUGGUGUGUAUUGGAAUGUUGAAUCUGAUACGCUAGGAUUUGGGAUAGACAUUCAAGAGCGUCCAUCUACAAGACGAGGUAUAUUGUCAGUAAUAAGCUCUAUUUACGAUCCUAUAGGACUAGCUGCUCCUUUUGUAUUACCUGGCAAGAUCAUCAUACAAAACUUGUGUCAUCGUGGUAUUGGGUGGGAUGAUGAUAUUGGACCUAAAGACCUGCAGAAAUGGCACAGAUGGGUAGCAGACCUGCCACAGCUGGAGACAAUCUCAGUACCAAGGUGUUUCAAGUCUGCAAGUUUUGGUAAGAUAAUGUCCUGCCAGAUCCACAACUUCUCGGAUGCCAGCGAGCUUGGCUAUGGCACUGUGUCAUAUCUACGCCUAGUAAAUGAGAUAGGAAAGAUUCAUUGUGCCCUCUUGGUUGGUAAGUCUAGGGUUGCACCGCUGAAGAAAGUAACUAUCCCUCGCAUGGAACUGUCUGCAGCCACUAUUUCGGUAUGCAUGAAUAGAAUGAUACAGAGAGAGCUAGACUUCAAAUUCAGUGAAACAUUCUUCUGGACAGACAGCAUGUCCGUCAUUCGCUACUGUGCAAAUGAAAGUACCCGCUUUCAUACCUUUGUAGCUAAUCGUGUUAACACCAUUAGAGAGGGCUCACAGAUGUCACAAUGGAGGUACGUGGACACAAAGUCCAACCCAGCAGAUGACGCUUCCAGAGGUCUCAAGGUGAAUGACUCCAUACGUAGAGAGAGAUGGCUAAAUGGUCCGGACUUUCUUUGGAGACCUGAAUUAGAUGGCCUAAAUGUAAUGCAAUACCUAUGA